AUGACUUUAGGCAUAUGGAUAGCUUUCUUGAUUAUUUCAACAUGUUCGUCAGUACCUUUACAGCCAAUACGUAAAUGUGAUGCAGAUUGUGAUUAUAAUAUUACUCAAUUAAUUCAAAGUAAAGGUUAUCCAUGUGAAGAACAUAAAGUAUUAACUAAAGAUGGUUAUAUUCUUGGUGUUUUUCGAAUUCCACAUGGUCGCAAUUCAUCAUCGAUAGGUCGACCAGUUUUACUACAGCAUGGUCUGCUCGAUUCAGCUACAACAUGGGUAAUGAAUUUUCCCGAGCAAAGUCUUGGCUAUAUACUUGCUGAUGCUGGUUAUGAUGUAUGGCUUGGUAAUAUGCGUGGAAAUUAUUAUUCUCGUGCUCAUGUUAAAUAUAAUCCCGAUCAUGAUGAAGAGUUCUGGGACUUUAGCUGGGAUGAUAUGGCACGUGAUGAUCUUCCGUCAAUGAUUUAUUAUAUUUUAAAUGCAACAAAACAUACACAAAUUGCUUAUGUUGGUCAUUCACAAGGAACACUAAUUGCAUUUGCUGAAUUUGGUCGUUUAAAUAAUAUCGUACAAAAUAAUGUUAGUUUUUGGGCAGCAUUAGCACCUGUUGCACAAUUAGGACAUAUUAAAUCACCUAUAAAAUAUUUAUCACCAACACCAAUAGUAGAUGAUAUUGCACGUCUCUGGUAUUUAUUAUUUGGUCGAAAUGAAUUUCUUCCAUCAUCUUCUAUGAUACAUUGGUUUGCAAAACAUGCAUGUACAGAAGCUAUUAUCGAUCGAGAAGUUUGUGAAAAUAUUAUAUUUAUUUUAUGUGGUCCUGAAACAAAUAACAUGAAUAGCACAAGGGUUCCAGUUUAUACUGCUCAUGAACCGGAUGGUACGUCUGUAAAAAAUAUGAUUCAUUUUGCUCAAGGCGUUCAAUCGAAUUUAUUUCAAGCUUAUGAUUAUGGUUCACCAGAAAAAAAUCAAUUGCAUUAUAAUCAAUCAACACCACCAGAAUACUCGGUUCGUCCAAUGAAAAUACCAACAGCAGUAUUUUGGUCAGGUGAAGAUUGGCUUGCUGAUCCAGUUGAUGUGUCCUACUUAUUCGAUAAUAUUCAAAAUUUAGUUUAUGAAAAAUAUAUUCCAGAUUAUAACCAUUUAGAUUUCGUUUGGGCAAUUACAGCUUAUAAAGUUAUGUAUCCAGACUUAAUUAAUCAAAUGCAAAAAUAUCAUCCAUCAAAUUAA
Molecule: messenger RNA, 1215 nt
Organism: Adineta steineri
Lineage: Eukaryota; Metazoa; Rotifera; Eurotatoria; Adinetida; Adinetidae
Source: the annotation of a GenBank genome assembly